AUGAACAAAGAAAAAGAAGAAGAAGAAGAACCCUCCCCGCCUUUGGUCCAUUGUUGUUGUGGGAGGAGCUGCGGCUGCUGCGCACAGUCGCGGCUUGUUGUGCUCCGGGUUCGAAAGCGACCAGGCUGGACUGGCGGGAAGGCGGUUCUCCGGAGCUCUGGCAGCACCAGCGAGCCCAGCAUGGACGUGGACAUGGAUUCGAGUCGGACCGAGAGCGAGCGGGGAGACCUGGACAGCAGCGUCCCCGUGGCGUGUUCCUCCAACGGCAGCGGCGGGGAGGACGACGAAGCGGAGGGCCCAGGCAGGCCCGGAGAAGCCGGGGGCUCGAGUAGUCAGCUCACGCCGGAUGGAGGGACCGAGUUCGGCCACGGCAGGGAGCAAGAAGUGUCGGUGGAAAUUGGAGAGACGUAUUUGUGCCAAAGAACAGAUAAAACAUGGCACAUGGCGGAGGUGAUCCAGUCUCGCCUGAACGAGCAGGAGGGGAGAGAAGAGUUUUACGUGCACUAUGUGGGAUUUAACCGGCGCCUGGAUGAGUGGGUGGGCAAGUCCCGCCUGGCUCUCACCAAGACGGUGAAGGACGCGGUGAGGAAGAGCUCAGAGAUCGGAGGAGUUGGAGAUCUGGGCGAUCAGCCCGAGAGGAAGAUCACACGCAACCAGAAGAGGAAGCACGACGAGAUCAACCACGUCCAGAAGACGUACGCAGAGAUGGACCCAACCACAGCGGCUCUGGAGAAGGAGCAUGAGGCGAUCACCAAAGUGAAAUACGUGGAUAAAAUCCAGAUUGGGAACUUUGAGAUAGACGCCUGGUACUUCUCCCCGUUCCCUGAAGACUACGGCAAGCAGCCCAAGCUGUGGAUCUGCGAGUACUGCCUCAAGUACAUGAAGUACGAGAAGACGUUUAGGUAUCACCUGUCACACUGUCAGUGGAGGCAGCCGCCGGGGAAGGAGAUCUACAGGAGGAGUAACAUCUCCGUUUACGAGGUGGACGGACGGGAUCACAAGAUCUACUGUCAGAACCUUUGUCUACUAGCAAAGCUUUUCCUGGACCAUAAGACGCUUUAUUUUGACGUGGAGCCCUUCAUCUUCUACAUUCUCACUGAAGUCAACAAGCAGGGAGCGCACAUCGUCGGCUACUUUUCUAAGGAAAAAGAGUCUCCAGAUGGGAAUAAUGUGGCAUGUAUCCUGACGCUGCCGCCGUACCAACGCAGAGGCUACGGGAAGUUUCUCAUAGCUUUCAGUUAUGAGCUGUCCAAGCUGGAGAACUCUGUGGGUUCUCCGGAGAAGCCUCUGUCAGACCUGGGCAAGCUGAGCUACAGGAGUUACUGGUCCUGGGUGCUGCUGGAGAUCCUCAGGGACUUCAGAGGAACGUUGUCAAUCAAAGAUCUAAGCCAGAUGACCAGCAUCACGCAGAGUGACAUCAUCAGCACGCUGCAGUCGCUCAACAUGGUCAAAUACUGGAAAGGCCAGCAUGUCAUCUGCGUCACGCCCAAACUGGUGGAGGAACACCUGAAGAGCGCCCAGUACAAGAAACCCCCAAUAACAGUCGACACGAUGUGUCUGAAGUGGGCGCCUCCCAAAAACAAGCAAGCCAAGCUGUCCAAGAAGUGAGAUGGAGAAUCCACACCUGUAUAUAGCGCCUAGGAACACCUGGGAUUAUUUUCUUAGAAUAAAUGUGUACAUAUAACCA
Molecule: messenger RNA, 1687 nt
Organism: Fundulus heteroclitus (mummichog)
Lineage: Eukaryota; Metazoa; Chordata; Actinopteri; Cyprinodontiformes; Fundulidae
Gene: kat8
Product: K(lysine) acetyltransferase 8
Exons: 12
Coding region: 1-1608 (535 amino acids)
Biological process (GO): regulation of DNA-templated transcription
Molecular function (GO): histone acetyltransferase activity
Source: RefSeq, a predicted model, not a curated record